AUGACGAAAUGUGGUCACGCCUCAGCUUCAGAACGUCAGAGAUUUCUCGAGCGCAGUCGCGACUACUCCUUCGGAUCGGAAGCCAUUUCGGAAUUAGUCGCCAGUCACAGGACCAUGCUGGAAUUUCGCGGUAACGGAGAUGUCAGCUAUGCUACACAAGCAAUGAAACGAAAUGAAGGAGAAAGACCGCCUUACGAGUUCUCAAGUCCAGAGAAUUACCACAAAUCGAGAACACUGCGGAAGCUCAAAGUCCUAACAAGAUACCCACACAGCUCUCCUCAGGAGGACGUGGAAACAGACACCCUCAGCAGCGCUUGUGAAGACAGCGAACCUGAAGAGAGCCUGCCCGAAAGGCAUGAAGAAGAAGAUCGAGACACCCCCGGAGGACGACGACAGUGCUAUUUCAACAGAAUGGGUGAGCGUAUGUUUCUGGUCGCAGAUGCAAAUCGAGCGAGUGAAUCACCAAAUCCGACGUCCGAUGGAGAUGAACCGUCACCAAAGUUUCGAGUUGUCGAUUCAGACACAAUUCUCAGCAGCCGUAUAAGAAGAAUCGAAGAAAAAGUGGAAAGAAUGAAAGAAGACCUCAAGCACUUCCCGUUCCGAGAUCGAAGAGACCGUUCGGAGGGAGUACACCCAUGGAGGACUUGCGCAUUCUGCGACGAACAAGGAACCCACUUCUCAGAUGCCUGCAGCCGGGUCCGAGAUGGAGAUGCACGAUCAGCAUCGUGGUGGCACGAGGUCGGUGUGACCUAUCGGUUUGACCUACCAAUCGAAUUCGAUUAG
Messenger RNA from Cooperia oncophora, 783 nucleotides. The record is from the annotation of a GenBank genome assembly. NCBI's taxonomy places the organism in Eukaryota, Metazoa, Nematoda, Chromadorea, Rhabditida, Trichostrongylidae.